AGUCCCAUACCGUAGUAGUGAGUAUCCGGCUGAAGAAAGUAUCUAAAGAUUAUAGCGUGCGGGCUUAGACUCGGACAGCAGGUGGUGCAUCAGAUAUGCCUGGCCGGAGUACCUCGAACGCAGCCGGUGGACAGCAUGGGAAGACCGCCGCCCCAAGACCGCGCCGGCGUAUAGUACUCCUCCCUCAGCCCGAGGCUGGCUGAAGUAGCCGGGAAGAAGUCGGACCCCGGGUUUCGACCACAACCUCAGGCCAUCCGGAGCUCUUGUAGUCAGCAGAGGGGUGCAUAGUGUAGUAGUCGGUUCAAGUUGGGUUCACGGUCGAUUGGAGGUGGUCUCGGACAUCCACCGUGACUGGCACUUCUGGACUAAACCUGAGUGCCCAUGUGCCCUAUCACAUGUCAUUUGGGGCUUCGCAGUUUUGACUUGGAGUGGAUGUGUGUAGGGCAGAAUAGUCCUGGUGGACGUUCCGUCCGACUCGGACUCCAGGCCCGGGGGUAGCAGAGACUCGGAGAGGAAAACCCGCUAGCCUGCCCUACCCUAGCCUAUGGUGUAUCUUCCUCGGGCCAGCCUGAGGGUCAUAGUGACUACUAGUACACUCGGCUGUUCUUCUAUUGCGGCCAGUGAAGUCCGCCGGCGAGUCACUGUUGAACCGUGCCAGUGACGGCGCCGCCGGCUUGCUUUGCCUCUAGCCUGAGACCACUGGGCAACUUUACCUCAACACUCGUGUCGGGAACGGGGGGCUGUCUUUCUCGAGGUGGCCGAGGACUCUUUUUACAUUAUUCAACACAGCGACAUUUGCUUGCUACAUAAUACCAUAAUACCGUAAGAAAUCUACGAGCUUGUAUGCCACGGUAUCGUGGUAUUGACGUAUGGUUGUUUCAGCCUCUUCGAUUCGGAAUAUGGGCGACGAUGGGAGGCUUAAUCGUGUGGAUUCGGACGGUUCCCUCGCAUCUACGGAUACUGGGGAUCAUGCUGAAUAUACUGUGCAACGAUCGCGCUUAAUUGGGAUGGUCAAUUGGUGGCAUGUAGCCAUGACUUUCUACCCGUAGUACAGAGUUAUUCAAUAAUUAUUCUUCCGAGCACAAGGUACUUGUAGGCAUGUGUUGGUUACUAUGCUUUGCUACCUAACAGCACAGAUUACAUUUGACGUCAUAACCAUUGGUCCAAGCAUACCCAUUGAGAUCACUUUGAAGGUUCUGCAGGGUCUUCCUCCAGCGCUGCUGGAUAUGUCUUGGCGUUCGACGCUCUUGGGGUUAUGCCUUGUGUGGUAUCUUGCCAGACACCACCAUCCUGUGUACCUGGUAGAUUUUGUGACAUUUGAGCCCCCCGAGAGCUGGCAAUUGACUCAUGACCAACUGAUGACUUGUAUGCAGCGUCAGAGGUGCUUCACUGAGGAGAGCAUCAUGUUUCUGAAGAGAAUUCUUGAUAAGUCUGGGACCGGACAGCGGACUGCUUGGCCCCCAGGCAUAACACAAUGCCUCAGAGACGAAUCCAAAAUCGCAGACCAGUCCGUUGAGGCAGCACGUAAGGAAUCAGAGACAGUAAUCUGCAACGUAGUCCAUAACUGCCUCAAGCGUACCGGCAUACUAGCGCCAGAGGUAGAUAUUCUGAUUAUCAACUGUAGUCUCUUCUCGCCCACUCCUUCUCUUUGCGCCAUGGUCAUGAAUCGUUUCAACAUGCGUGGAAAUGUCAUGGCUUAUAACAUAAGUGGUAUGGGUUGCUCUGCGAGUCUUGUUGGAAUCGAACUUGCGCAAAACAUCCUGCGCUCUCAUCCGAGUAAGGUUGCGCUUGUUGUUUCGACGGAGAACUUGACGCAGAAUCUUUAUCAUGGAAAUGACAGAAGCAUGUUGCUCCAGAAUACUCUUUUUCGCUGUGGUGGUGCUGCCAUUAUGCUGUCCAACAAAUGGCGUGAUGGCCAGAGAGCCAAAUUCAAGCUGCUUCGUGUUGUCCGUACCCAGGGUACCGGGGACGAGGCGUAUGCUGCCGUCUACGAAUGCCAAGAUGCCAAUGGUGAACAUGGUGUCAGGCUGGAUCGAAAUAUUGUAAAUAUAGCAGGCCAUACAAUGGAAAAAAAUUUCACUGUCCUCGGCCCCUACGUCCUCCCGCUCUCAGAGCAGAUACGAGUCGCUUACAGCCUUGCCAAAAAGAAAAUCUGCAAGUAUCUUUGGAAGCUCUUGAAUAAUCGCAAUCAAACAGCAACAUCACGCUUGCAGAAACUUCUGUCGAACUGGGUUCCUGUCAAGAUUCCUACAUAUGUUCCAGACUUUAAACGCGGCAUUGAUUACUGGUGUAUUCACGCAGGUGGUCGUGCUGUGGUUGAUGGCGUUGCUAAAAACCUUAAAUUGCAGCCAGAACACGCAGAGCCAAGCAAGUAUGCACUUUUUAACUACGGGAAUACUUCCUCUUCUUCCAUUUGGUAUGAGAUGGAAUAUGUGCGCAAAUUUCAAAAGCCGAAAAAGGGCCACCGUGUUCUUCAAGUUGCAUUUGGAAGUGGUUUCAAAUGCAAUAGCGCGGUGUGGCUGUGCCUCCAGGAAUGACUUAGUCACAUUCAAGGCACCCAAGCUCCCUCAGUACACCCGCAGAGGUAAACGUGAAAAUUGCUCCAGCUGUCACGGCCAUUCAGUCGCUCAAGGCAUCUCCAUUCGGACUUGGUGAUGGUGCUGAAUCAUGCCAAUGUGCGAAAUGCGAGGACCACCAAUAACGCCGUCACAGACGAAUUUCUGCUUCCGGCUGCUUACGAUGUUGCCAUCGAGGGCAUAUCCGACUCAGGCCGUGGACAACGUGAACUCUACUACCUGGGUAUUAUUGACAUUUUACAGAAGUACAAUGUUCGAAAGCACCUAGAGACUGACCUCAAUAUCCUCACGAGGGGACUUAAACACUACAAGGAGUUCCUGUGUAUCACCAAAUGAGUACCGUGAUCGUUUUCUUAAGUUCCUGCGUCGUAUCUUUUGAUGUCUCGCACAAUCAGCGAGAUACCCAAUGGAGUCUGCGUUGGCACGAUGUCAGCUGCAUCGCACCCGCGCACAUAUCACAGGGGAGUUUGCUAGAAUUUAGCCGCGGCCCGGUCUCGAAUCCGCUCCUUGUACUUAGUACAAUAAUACCUCUGAGCCAAAAUAAGACAUUUUUUUGGUUCACUUGUAGCCUGAGUAACUAGUCGCUAUCCCGC
This is a messenger RNA of Pelagomonas calceolata, 3169 nucleotides long. Lineage: Eukaryota; Pelagophyceae; Pelagomonadales; Pelagomonadaceae. The record is from the annotation of a GenBank genome assembly.